AAUAAGCACCCCACUUAAAUUCCCAACUUAGACGAAUCUCACCGACUAAGUGGUAUUCACAAAGCGUUUGCGCUAAGUGCCCCGCUUACUUUCGCGUCUUAAGUCUAAGUGUGGUCCGAGCUGACUUAAGCGGGGCACUAGGGUGUCAUGGCCGCUUUUUUGCAUGUCGCACACCGCCAUAAUUUUGAGGCUAGAAUUCUUCGUAGAGAGCGAGUAUUUCGAGAAAGGAGUAAUCCUUUAGCAGAUUUUACUGACGGUGAACUUUACUCGCGGUAUAGAUUCGACAGAAACGGUAUUUUAUUUAUUUCUCAGCUGUUAAGAGAGGAAAUUCAGUCGCCAACGGAACGAUCUUGCGCUAUUCCCGCAGAAAUCAAGGUCAUAAUUGCAUUGCAGUUUUAUGCUUGUGGAACAUUUCAAAGAACUAUUGGAGACACAAUCAAAAUUUCUCAGUCAUCCGUAUCCAGAAUAGUCAGCAUUGUGUCAUCAAGUCUAGCUAGAAAACUUGCUGAAUUUGUAAGGUGGCCAGCAGCUGCAGAUGAACAAAAUAUCAAAAGGGGAUUUUUCACCAUCGCUGGAUUUCCGGGCGUAGUUGGACUCAUCGACGGAACUCAUGUCCGAAUCUUGGCACCCUCAGAACACGAAGAGCAGUUUGUUAACAGGAAAAAUUACCACUCCAUAAAUGUUCAAGUUGUUGUGGACAAUAGGUGUGUGUUCACGCAAAUAAAUGCCCAGUGGCCGGGAAGUACCCACGACUCAAGAGUGCUUCGAGAGAGCCGAUUAGCGGACGUGUUUGGGCGCCACCGGCCGGCGGGGAGAGGGGAAAACAACGAGGAAGGUUACCUGUUAGGCGACACUGGCUACCCGUCAAAACCAUGGCUCCUCACACCGUUUCUCCAGGCAGGAAAUCGUGCAGAGGCAAGAUACAACGGUGCACACAAAACAACUCGAAGUCUUGUUGAACGGACGAUUGGGCAGUGGAAACGUCGUUUUCACUGCCUUCAUGGUGAAAUAAGGCUGUCCCCAGAAAGAACGUGCAGAGUGAUUGCUGCAUGUGCUGUGCUGCACAACAUUGCAAAGCAACGAGGCCUUCCAGACAUUGAAGAGGAUCACAUGAACAACCCUCCACAUCCACAGCCAGAACAACCAGUGCACCACGAUGAUGGCAACCUAGUCAGGAACCACGUAGUUCACACCUAUUUCCAGCACCAUCGAUAAUCUACACGCUGACGAUGAUGGUCCAAAUGUGACUGGCAACUCAGUAUAAGUGCUGAAGGAAAAAAAAAAUAAUAAUUUGAGUAAUACGUAAUAAGCUUUAACUAGUAAUAACUAUCCGCCAUACCAGUUAUCAUUAAUUUCAAACGCUUUGUUUAAAAGCAACACGUCACUGAAUUUGCUUGACUACCAGUUAUUUACACCGCCUUUUUUAUAAGUGUUUAUAAGCAAUAAUAGUAACUAUAUUUACCUGUCAUCCGGUGUAUCAGCAAUGGAACCAUGAGCAGCUGAUGUGGCGACUGCGGGCUCAAAGUUAUCAUCAGGAGGGAGGCUGUCAAUGCCACCAACGAUCCCUACGAUAGUUGGAGAGUUCUCUCCUAUCAGGGUCAUCAAUCUUUGGUCCAUUGGGCUCAGAUCAGGUGGGGCAGGUCCUCCUCCUUGAAAGAAACGGUUUUAAAAUUGUUGAGAGUUUCCCAAAAUUGCAAGUUCUAAAAAGUCAAUAUCAAACAUUAUGUGUGCUUUUUCCAAGUUAAGUGUGCAUAAUAACUAAGUGAACUUAAAGACAAUGGACACUAUUGGUAAUUGUCAAAGACCAGUCCUCUCACUUGGUG
This is a messenger RNA of Asterias rubens (European starfish), 1823 nucleotides long. Its product is annotated as putative nuclease HARBI1. The coding region runs from base 148 to 1215 and encodes 355 amino acids. Lineage: Eukaryota; Metazoa; Echinodermata; Asteroidea; Forcipulatida; Asteriidae. The transcript has 3 exons. The record is from RefSeq and is a predicted model, not a curated record.